Messenger RNA from Colletotrichum gloeosporioides, 4362 nucleotides. RefSeq names its product Dicer-like protein 2. The transcript is spliced from 6 exons. Gene Ontology annotation, biological process: siRNA processing. The record is from RefSeq and is a predicted model, not a curated record. Gene Ontology annotation, cellular component: nucleus; cytoplasm; RISC complex. The coding region runs from base 1 to 4362 and encodes 1453 amino acids. Gene Ontology annotation, molecular function: ribonuclease III activity; ATP binding; RNA binding. NCBI's taxonomy places the organism in Eukaryota, Fungi, Ascomycota, Sordariomycetes, Glomerellales, Glomerellaceae.
AUGGCUGACUAUUCCCAAUCAUCUUCCGGCGACGGCACCGAUCCAUCAGAGGAUGACCUGCACUCUGAUGUCCCGGCCCCGGGGCCUCUUAACCAAGAUGCCAUCUCUGCUUCCGCCUCCGCCUACUCCUCCGAGGAGUUGUUCCUGGGCGAUGAGGCUGCAUUGUCUCCAGAUGAGACCGCCUCAGGCACUCAGGUCAUCAUGAAUUCGAGGGCUUACCAACUCGAAAUGUUUGCCGAAAGCAUGAGGCAAAACAUUAUCGUAGCUAUGGAUACUGGCAGUGGCAAAACUCAAGUUGCUGUGUUGCGAAUAAAAGCAGAAUUAGAGGGAACAGCAACCGAGAAAAUUGUUUGGUUUCUCGCUCCAACCGUGUCACUAUGUGCACAGCAAUUGGCGGUGCUCAAGUCUCAGAUUCCUGCUGUCCAGAUCAAGUUCUUAAGCGGCGACGACAACGUCGACUCAUGGUCGGAUCAAGCAGUAUGGGAUGCUGUGCUAUUGAACGUGCGCAUAGUUGUGUCGACGUACCAAAUCUUGCUAGACGCCUUGUCUCAUGCAUUUGUGCGGAUGGAAAGGUUGUCUCUGAUUGUGUUUGACGAAGCUCACAACUGCGUCGGCAAGUCUCCGGGGAGCAAAAUCAUGACCAACUUCUACCACCCACAUAAGCGCGACGAGCGACGAGUGCCUCACAUUAUGGGGUUGACGGCUAGCCCAACAUUCGGAUCUAAGGUCGAGAGCAUCAACGUCCUCGAGUCAACGCUGGACGCCGUCUGCAAGACUCCCACAAUGCACCGCGAUGAUCUGCUUGCUUGCGUCAAGAAGCCAGAGUUGUCCUACGUCGAAUUCCACCCCAAACCCGACUGCAGAACUCCCAAGAGUUUACAAACUCUGAGGAAUGCGAUCCGGAACCUUGACAUCUCGGAGGAUCCAUUCGUUCUUCACCUGCAAGCCGAAGGCACCGAUCGCAGCAAGCGAGAGCUCUUUGCGGUUCUUGAAAGCCAUGAUACCUACGUACACAACCAAAUGACUUCAUUUGGUCGCCAAGCGAAUCAGAUCUGUCGAGAACUGGGGCCAUGGGCUGCUGAAUACUACAUCUGGGAAGUCAUUACCAGAUUCGACUCGGCGGUACGGUCACAGAGUAGAUGGUUGGAAGCCUGGAAAGAAGACGAGAAGAAGUACCUUGGCAAGAUCCUCGGCCAGAUCGAGUGCCGUCGCCCGUCACCGACUGAGAUCAGUCGGGAUGUUCUUUCGGAAAAGGUUUUCAUCCUUAUUGAGCAGUUGCUCCAGGAUAAGGUGGACAUCACUGGAAUUGUGUUUGCCAAGGAGCGAGCCACUGUAGCCGUGCUGGGUCAUUUGCUUACAUCGCAUGAAGCUUUGCGGGCUAAGUACCGGGUCGGCGCAAUGAUGGGCACAUCGCAGUACCAGGCAAGAAAACGAGAUAUCUGGGACCUCUCUCGAACAGAAGACCUGCAGUCACUACACCAGUUCCGAUCCGGAAAGAUCAACUUGUUGGUUGCAACCAGCGUCCUCGAGGAAGGCAUCGACGUUCCGGCCUGCAACCUGGUGAUCUGUUUUGACAGACCGCCAAACCUCAAAUCCUUCAUUCAAAGACGAGGAAGAGCGCGAAUGCGUGACUCUAAGCUAUUACUGCUACUCGACCGCUCUGAGACUUUCUCCCAAGAAUGGGAGAAUAUGGAGGCCGAGAUGAAGCGGCAGUAUGAACAACAAGAGCGGGAGCUCGAGCAUUUGCAACAGAUUGAAGAGACGGAGGAACUGGCAGAGAUGCAGUUUAACGUUGAGACAACGGGAGCGCUUUUGGAUCUCGACAACGCAAAAUCACAUCUUGAUCAUUUCUGCCGAAUCCUGUCUCCCGGGGAGUUUAUCGACUGGCGUCCUGACUACAUUUUGAAGAAGCUUGACAACACGGAUGCUCCGGAUCUGAGGUAUACGGUUGUUCUUCCAAGCUACCUUCCCGCCGAAGUACGAUCUGCCGAGAGCAAAUCAACGUGGAAGUCUGAAAAGAACGCGAUGAAAGACGCUGCAUUUCAGGCCUACGUAGCUCUUUAUCGGGCAGGCCUCGUCAACGACAAUCUUCUGCCCUUCAAGCCAGAGGACUUUGUUCCCGGAGUGGACAAGAGGGCUGCUGUUCUCCAGGUGAACGGUCUUUUGAAUGCUUGGGAUAGUGUGGCCAACGCGUGGAAACGUGGAGACCCUCUGAGGGCAACCCAGAUUCUGCUGAAAGAUGCAAAUGGGCAUGUCCAUACUGAGUACGAAAUGGUGCUUCCCACUUGGAUCCCCGGGCUGCGAACGAUGCCACUUUAUCUCGACUACCACACGACAUGGUCCGUCGAAUUCGGUGACCAGCUUCCAAUCGAGGAGCCUGAGAACGAGGAUCAUACUGCUGUACUUCUCGCCUUGCCUUACGGCCAUCGCUGGUUAUCGAGCCCCCUUAAGCAGGUAGUCAGGUUUAGCGCAGUUGGUGCUGAACUUUCUCUGGAUGGUAUUGGAACGAAGCAUUUCGUGCCAGGGGAGAUGUCUGCACACGACCUCACCUGCUUCAUUCGAGACGACACUGGAUGCCCAUACCUUUACGAAGGCAUAAUCGACAAUAAGCCGACACCCGACCUGGUAUCUAAGACAUUCUACGGGUUCGAAAAAGCCCCUCAAGACGUUCCAUAUCUCACCCUCACGAAGUGGUCUCGACGAUCAGACUUUCUUCAUCGGCCACAAAGCGACCCCUCCCAAGCCCCGAGUAACCCAAAGCCUUACUCGCGUGUAUACCCGGUUCCGAUGGCAAAGGUUGAUGCUAUACCGGCGAAAUACGCACAUUUUGGGGUGCUUAUCCCAUCCAUUCUGCAUCGGAUCGAAACAUGCCUCGUGGCCAAGGAACUAUCAACGACACUGUUGAGACCGCUCGCCAUCGACGACUGGUCCCUGGUUCACACAGCCAUCAGUGCUGGAAGUGCCGCUGAGCCCACAAACUACGAGAGGCUCGAGUUUCUCGGUGACUCGAUCCUCAAAUUCUCUGCGACGAUCAACGUUGCCGCUUUGAAUCCCGACUGGCCAGAAAGGCUACUCUCCUUCAAGAAGGACAGCAUUGUCGCCAACUCAACGCUCUGCAAGGCUGCAAUCAAGCACGGUUUGGACCGUUUUAUUCUGACGAAACCAUUCACGGGACAAAAAUGGCGCCCGAUCUACGUCGAAGACGUGCUCAAGCGCGGUGAAGAUACAUCUACUAGGAGAAUUUCCACCAAAACUCUAGCCGAUAUUGUCGAGGCACUUAUUGGGGCUUCAAUGAUUGACGGCGGUGAAGACGGCGGCCUGAGCAAGGCGCUCGACUGCAUGUCCAUAUUCCUGCAACAGAUCAAGUGGAGGAGAAUAGACGACUGCAGGCAGCUACUGUAUGACGUCGCUCCCGACGACGUCGCGCUCCCCUCAACCUUGCAGCCGCUGGAAGAGCUGAUCGGCUACGAGUUCGAAAAAAAGUCUCUCCUGAUCCAGUCCAUGACGCACGCGUCGAGCAACUUUGGUAACCCCCUCGGCUGCCUCGAACGCCUGGAAUUCAUCGGAGACGCCGUCCUCGACUACAUCAUCGUCAACCGCCUCUUCUCCAUCCGGCCACACCUCUCGCACCAGUCGAUGCAUCUCCUCAAAACGGCAGUCGUCAAUGGCGACUUCCUCGGCUUCCUAUCCCUCGAGCAGUCCGUCGAGCAGGAAGAGGUCGUCAUCGGCGAGAUCCGCGACAAGGUGCCCGAACUCAAGCGCUCUCGCUUCGCCCUGCCGCUAUGGAAGUUCAUGCGCCACCAGUCCUCGGCUGUCGGCCUCGAACAGAUCAACAUUGAGAAACGGCACGCCGAGAUGCGCGGGCCCAUCAUCGACGCCAUGGAGCACGGCACGACGUACCCCUGGGCCCUGCUCGCGCGCCUGCAGCUGAGGAAGUUCUACUCGGACAUUUUCGAGUCGCUCCUCGGCGCGGUGUGGGUCGACGCCGGGGACAUGAAGGUCUGCGAGCAGGUCGUCGAGCGGUUCGGCAUCCUGGGCUGUCUGGAGCGCAUCCUCCGCGACGGGGUGCACUGUCUCCAUCCCAAGGAGGAGCUAGGCCACCUCGCCGACAAGGAGAGCGUGCAGUACGUUCUAAGUUACAAGGAGCUAGAGAGCAGGGAGCGGGAGCUCUCUUGCAAGGUCAUGGUCGGCACCCGCUGCGUCGUCGAAGUCGAUAAGGGUGUGACCAAGGACGAGGUUAAGGUCAAGGCUGCAGAGGCGGCGGUGCGCAUUCUCAAGGCGGAAAAGAUGCAAAAGAUGGCGGCACAAAAGGAUCCUGACGGGGACACGGCGAUGGGCAUCGAGAACGAAGAUGCUGACUAG